Messenger RNA from Lottia gigantea (owl limpet), 924 nucleotides. RefSeq lists its product as hypothetical. NCBI's taxonomy places the organism in Eukaryota, Metazoa, Mollusca, Gastropoda, Lottiidae. The record is from RefSeq and is a predicted model, not a curated record. The coding region runs from base 1 to 924 and encodes 307 amino acids. The transcript has 6 exons. Gene Ontology annotation, molecular function: acireductone synthase activity; magnesium ion binding.
AUGGCACCACAAAAGAGAAGCGCAGAAGAAGCAGACUCUUUGAUCACUGGAGUAAAAGCAUUACUGGUGGAUAUUGAGGGAACCACGACUUCAAUAUCGUUUGUAAAGGACAAAUUAUUUCCAUAUGUAAAAGAUAAUUGUGAAAAGUACAUUACUGCACAUUUUGAUGAUGCAGAAACACAAAAAGAUAUCACAGCUUUAAGAGAAUUGAAAGAUAAGGAAGAAGGUAAAGAAGGUGUAGUAGAAAUACCAGAUGCCACAGAUUCCAAUAAAGAUGAUGUUAUUAAAGCAGUCAUAGAUAAUAUUAAAUGGCAGAUGAGUUCUGAUAGAAAAUCUACAGAACUCAAACAGAUUCAGGGACAUAUUUGGAGAGAAGGUUACACAACUGGUGUCAUCAAAGGAGAAUUGUUUGAAGAUGUAUGUGAUGUAUUAAGACAACUUCAAGAAGAAGAAAUCAACAUCUAUGUGUAUUCAUCAGGAAGUGUUGAAAGUCAGAAAUUAUUUUUUGCUAAUACCAAUGAAGGAGAUAUGUCCGAUGUAUUUAAUGGUUAUUUUGACACUACAACUGGGGAUAAAAAAGAUAGUGCCAGUUAUAAAAAAAUAGCCUCAGAAAUUGGUGUUUCUGGUGAUGACAUUCUUUUCCUUACUGACUGUACAGAGGAAGCGACAGCAGCUGUGGCAGCAGGAUUAAGAAGUACAUUAGUUAUUCGACCAGGUAACAAAGAUCUCGAUGAGAAACAUUUACAAAAAUUCUCCUGUAUAGAAAAUUUUAGCGAGUUAUUUGGUGAUGAAGAUGAUGAGGAAGAUUUAAAAAGAUUAGCUACAGGAGAUAAUGGAGAUUUAGAUGAUGAUGAUGACGAUGAUGAAGUAGUUGAUGAAGAUGAUGAUGAUGGCGAAGACAGUGAAGGAGAUGAGGGUGUUUAA